Molecule: messenger RNA, 3696 nt
Organism: Leucoraja erinaceus (little skate)
Lineage: Eukaryota; Metazoa; Chordata; Chondrichthyes; Rajiformes; Rajidae
Product: ribosome-binding protein 1-like
Exons: 23
Coding region: 260-3223 (987 amino acids)
Biological process (GO): protein transport
Cellular component (GO): endoplasmic reticulum membrane
Source: RefSeq, a predicted model, not a curated record
UGGGCUGGUUGCCAGGCGCUGGGGGAGAGAAGUGCCACGACUCCAAGGCGCUGGAGCAAGCUCACUUCGUCCUGAGCAUCGGCAGGGAGGGAGGGAGAGAGACACAGACAGACAGACAAGCAGCUGGGAAGGGGAAGGGAAAGGAAAGGAAAAGGGCUUGAAGGAUAUAAAACAAGGAAACAUCCCUCACACGGCCUGCAUUCGCAUUGAACACCCCUGGAUCCAAGGCUUAGAGGUUGGGCAGGAAAGCAAGGAUUGAAUGAAGAUGGACAUCUACGACCCACAGACGUUGGGCUUCAUGGUGUUCGGCGGUUUCAUGGUCAUCUCCGCCAUCGGGAUAUUCCUGGUCUCCACCUUCUCCAUGAAAGAAACCUCAUAUGAAGAGGCCUUGGCCAAGCAGAAACGGGAGCAGGAGAAAGCCCUGCAGGCCAGGUCAGAGAAGAAGAAGAAGGAGAAGUCUGUGGACAAGAAGGGAAAGGUGAAGAAACGUGAGGAGAAGGCCAAUGGGAGAAUCCCGGAGACUGAACCAGUGCCCGAUGUUUCUGAGGCCGAGGUAGAAGUGGAAGCUGUCAUUGUGCCGAGCGUGGAGACUCCCAUCCUGGCCGUCGCUGCCCCCGCUCCUCCUGCCUCUACCCCAGAGUCGUCUCCUCCCCCGGCCUCCAAAGAGAAGAGGAGGAAGGAGAAGAAGGUCGCUAAAGUGGAUCCAGCCCCCGGUUCGGUUCCAGCCACGGCCACGGGAGUGGGCAUCGCCAGGCAGACCCCUAUCGCCAGCCCCUUGCUGGAGCCAGUCAGCAGGGAGGUGCCUGUGAUGGCCGUUCCACCGGUGGGGUCCCAGCUGAGUACCCCACUAGCCGCCGCCCCUCCCGCUCCUGGUGCCAAGAAGCCAGACGCCUCCACCAGCCAAGAUGAGCCAAGGCAGGAAGGUCCGGCAAAGAAGAAGGUGGCACCCAAGAAAAAGUCCGAACCCGUAACAGUGGCAGCUGACUCCUUGGACAGCCCUCUCUACAUCCCCUUCAAGACUCUGCUGUCCACAAUGAGCGGCAUGGACUUCAGCGAGGGCGAGGCCCACCGACUCAUCGAGAUCCUGAUGGACAAGGCCGGCAUCGUGCAGGACACCUGGCACACGGCGACACAGAGAGGGGACCCAGUGACAGCCCUGAGGCGGCAGCUGGAGGAGAAGGAGAAGCAGCUGGUGGCUGAGCAGGAGGACGCGAGCGCUGCCAAGACCAAGCUUCGGGAGCUCAACAAGGAGCUGGCAGCGGAGAAGGUGCGGGCAGGUGCCGGUGAUGCCAAGCUGAGAGAGCAGUUGGCAGUGAGGGAGGAGGAGCUCAACGCCAUGCAGAGCCGCAUGCAGGCCAGCUACCAGGAGCACCUGUCCGAGAGCCAGCGGCAGCAGGCCAAGAUGCGGGCCCUACAGGAGCAGCUGGACAACGGGCCAACGGCACAGAUCGCACGGCUACAGCAGGAGAACUCAAUCCUGAGGGACGCCCUCAACCAAGCCACCAGCCAAAGCGAGAGCAAGCAGAAUGCAGAGCUGGCCAAGCUGCAGCAAGAGUGUUCCCGGCUGAGCAAGGAGCUGGGCCAGCAGAACGAGACCCUGCGGCAGGACGGGCAGCUGAGGGAGGCGCUGGAGGCCCGGGUCAGCACCUACCAGCAGGAGCUGGCUCAGCAACAGGGGAGCCAGCAGGAGACAGAGAGCACGCUGCAACGACGCCUGGACGAGGUGAGCGAGGAGCUGCGACGCUCCCAGGGCAGCUAUGCCGGCCUGCUGACGGACACGGAGAGAGCGAGGGAGGAGCAGCGCUCAGCUGUCAGCACCUGCGCCGAUCUUCAGGCUAAACUAACGGCAUCUGAGGCCGAGCUGAAGAGCAAAGCGGAGGAGGUGGAGGGGCUGGGCAGUCAGCUGUCGGAGGUCAGUGUGGAGAAAGGGCGGCUGGAGGAGAGGAUACGCUCUAUCGACGCCCUGCUCGAGGCCAGCCAGAGCAACGAGACGGAGAGAGACCAGGUCCUGCAGGCCACCAAACAAGUGGAAGUUGAACAGCUGGAGAACAGGCUUAAGGAUAAAAAUGCCCAAAUUUCCAUCCUGGAACAGGAGAUGCUGCAGCUCAAAGAAACAGUUGAACACCAAAAGAAGAAGAACAACGAGCUCCGUGAGAAAAACUGGAAGGCCAUGGAGGCUUUGGCAUCAAUGGAAAAAAUAUACAGGGAGAAACUGGAUGCUGCUAAGAUGGAGCAGACAGACCAGCAGUUGCAGGAGUCCCACACGCAAACCAUAGAGGUGCUGCUGGAGCUCUUCCCAGAGUUGUCCGUGUCCUCACCACAGCCCCACAGUGAGUGGCUGCAGGAGUUCAGGCAGAAGGCUAUGGAGUCUCUGAACCAAAGGUGCACAGAUCCCUCUGAUGCAGUACUGAAAUUAAGAGAAGCAGAAGAAGCCCAAAGCACUUUACAAGCAGACUGUGAGCAGUACAGGACGGUUCUGGCCGAGACGGAGGGAAUGCUGAGGAACCUGCAGAAAAGCGUGGAGGAGGAGGAGCUUGUGUGGAAAGCAAAGAUAGCAGAGUUGGAAGCACAGGUCCAGCAGGCACAAUCACAAGUUAAAACGUCAGAGGCCACCGUGGAGAAGCUGAAGCUAGAUUCCCAAACCAGCGAGCAGCUGAAGGAUUUGGUCAUUGAGCUGGAGGAUCAACUGAAGCAGCAGAUAGAGACGGAUCACACUCGGUGUCAGACCUACUCGGUGGAGGUGAAGGAGCUGAGCGACCUCCUAAUGGAGUCACAGAGCCAGCUGGAGGCAGCCAAUCGGGAUGUCCAGAAACACAGCGAGGAGCUCUCAUUGGUGCGGCAGCAGCUAUGCGACAUGGAGGUUCAUGUGCAUCACGGGGUGCCAGUCGAGAUGGCCGGUGGCGAGGCCCAGCAAGGAACUGCCGAGGCCCAACGAUCAGCACUGGAACUGCAGGAAGAGCUGGAGAAGUUGCGGGCAGCGAGGAGCGGCGAUAGUGAGGACCUCCUUCAGCUAAAGGAAAGGCUUGACAAGGAAAAGAAAAUGACCAAGGAUUUGGGGCAGACUGCCAGCAAACUACAGCAAAUGCUGAAGACCACCCAGGAACAACUGGACAAGGAGAAGGAGACCGUGCAGAGGCUGCUAGGUGCAGGAGAGGGAAAGGGAGAGGAAGAGGAAGGGCCAGUGUUGGUGGAGGACGGAUUAAAGGAGGGCACGUCAGUCUGAGCAAGGGCCGCCCACAGUAAACACUACUCAAUCUUGCCAGAUGCCUUAUAAUGAUUCUUAUGCCUUUCCUAAACCACCUGCUCAGUAUUGUACUGUAGUUAACCAAGGAGUUAGUGAGCCAAACACAAUUUUGAGAAAAGUUGCUGCCAUCAAUAAUGUUAUUGUUUAUUGAAAAAAGCUUUAUUUGAUUCCCCCCCCCCCCCCCCCCCCCCCCCCUUCAUUUCAAAACACAUUCCAUCAGACUUGGGCUGAAGCUGAUGUCCUGCGAUUGGGUCUGACUGUUCUGUUUACGUUAGAAGGGAACCGCAAUGUACUUCUGGGGAGUGUAUGUUGCAUUGUGCAAUCCAUUAUUGUCUGCCUUCUGUCUAGAAAGCGGGGGAACGAACGGCAAAUCUCAGCCAAUGACCUUUGAGGAAUUCUUUCCUUUUUAUUUCCAAAGUUGUCCAUCAAAUCAAUAAAACAUUGUAACCAUU